AUGACGAGCCAGCACAUUGGCAGCCCUCUGGAACCUUUCUGCCUCCAUCACGGGUUCCUCACCGUGAGGCGACCCGGCGGACUGAUCAGGUGUCCUCACAGAGCUCCUGUCUUCUUCUUCGUUGCUCCUGAACGAGCUGCUGCACAUGGACAUGUUGGGGCUCUGCACGGGCGUCUCCGUCAGAGAGCUGUCGUCAUCAUUUUCUCCCUCCCCUCUCUCUUCACCUUCAUCUGCCGUCUGGCUGUGACUGCUCAUCUGGAGGGAGGGAGCACUGUCAAUCAAGCUCAAGACCUCCGUCACAAGAGAAGGACCCAAAUCCACUAUGAACGAGGCAAGAGAGUCGGAGCGAGUCAGUGGGCCCCGGCUGCUGUCCGGGGGGGACCCUCUGUGCGUUUCUCCCUCAUGAAACUGUCUCUCAAGUCGGGAAAGGCGGGGCAGAGUGACAAAUCCAGACCGUACACCUGCAUAUGCGCAGACAAAAGAGAAAAAACACUCAAGUCACCGGAACAAUCUCAGAAGGAAUCAUCCGUUGAGCUGAUGGAGUUGGGGAACAGCACCCUCUCCAGGCACCCAUUGGGAGAGUCUAUGUUGAGCUGA
Messenger RNA from Menidia menidia (Atlantic silverside), 597 nucleotides. The record is from the annotation of a GenBank genome assembly. NCBI's taxonomy places the organism in Eukaryota, Metazoa, Chordata, Actinopteri, Atheriniformes, Atherinopsidae.